AUGUCCGGCAUCAAGCUUCAUAUCCUCAUCUUCGGCCUAGGUCUUGCUGUUUUUCUGAUGGCGCUGGACAUGUCGAUAGUAGUCACCGCGAUCCCUUAUAUCACAGAAAAGUUCCAGUCCACUGCGGACAUCGGAUGGUACAUGAGCGGAUACCUUUUGACCAUAUGCUCUCUCCAGCCUUUGAGCGGAAAAUUAUACGCGAACUUCUCUCUCAAGUGGACCUUCAUGGCAUUCUUCUUCAUCUUCGAGCUCGGCUCCCUCACCUCCGGCGCUGCUGCAUCGUCAGAAAUGCUGAUAACCGGCCGUGCCCUAGCUGGCGCUGGUGCCGCCGGUCUAAUGUCUGGAACUCUCUCCAUCAUCGCGGUCGUCGUUUCCGUGCGCCUACGUGCCCUCUACACUGGAAUACUCUCCUCGACAUUUGGCAUUGCCACGAUCGCCGGCCCUCUCCUCGGCGGUGCAUUUACUCAGCAUGUCACGUGGCGCUGGGUUUUCUACAUCAAUUUACCUGUUGGUGGGGUUACGAUACUGGCCCUUAUCUACAUGUUCCAUCCUCCAACAAGGAAGGUGGAGAGCGACUCAAUGAAGGAAAGGAUCAAGAGGCUUGAUCUGCUCGGUGCCACCAUGUUCAUCCCCGCCGUCGUCAUGAUACUGAUGGCACUGCAGUGGGGCGGCCUGACCUACCCAUGGGACUCGGGCCGUAUCAUUGGCCUGCUAGUCGGCGGAGGUAUCAUCCUCAUCAUCUUCGCCGUCUGGCAGUGGCGCAUCGGCGACAUGGCAAUGAUUCCUCCCUCGAUUUUCGCACAGCGUUCCGUUUUCUGCGCGUCUCUCACCGCAAUGUUUGGAAUGGGAGCACAGACGAUACUCACCUUAUGGAUGCCGGAAUGGUUCCAAGUUAUCAAGGGAGAUAUGCCCGUGCAGUCCGGCGUCCAUCUUUUGCCCGCCCUCCUUGCUCAAACCGUUUCCGCCAUCGUAUCUGGGGCCCUGAUCACGGUGCUCGGUUACUAUAACCCUUGGAUAAUAGCGGGAACGGCCCUUAUGUCGAUCGGUAGCGGAUUGUUUACAACCUUCGAAGAGGGCACGGGAAACUCCUACUGGAUUGGGUACCAAGUCAUCUAUGGCUUAGGGGCCGGAAUGUUCCUCACAGGCCCCCUUGUCGCCGUUCAGGUAGUGCUCAGCCCUUCAGAUACACCGGUCGGCAUUGCUAUAGUCACUUUCUUCCAAAUGUUCGGCGGCGCUCUCUUCGUGGCUCUCUCGCAGACUAUUUUCAACGAGCAACUAUUGAAGCAACUCGCCAAGAACGUCCCCGGCAUCGACGUUGCUGCUCUACUCGACGCAGGAACUGCGGCCAUCCGGACGGUGGUGACACCAGAGCAGCUCCCCGGGAUACUCGAAUCAUACAAUCGCGCUCUUCUGGACCCGUUCUAUCUUGCGGCUGCCAUCACUGCGGCGUCCGUCUUCUGCGCCUUCGGGCUAGAGUGGGUGAAUGUCAAGGGAAAGAAGCUUGCGGCUGGAGCUGCAUAA
Messenger RNA from Trematosphaeria pertusa, 1521 nucleotides. RefSeq names its product MFS general substrate transporter. Gene Ontology annotation, biological process: transmembrane transport. Lineage: Eukaryota; Fungi; Ascomycota; Dothideomycetes; Pleosporales; Trematosphaeriaceae. The record is from RefSeq and is a predicted model, not a curated record. The transcript is spliced from 3 exons. Bases 1 to 1521 code for a protein of 506 amino acids. Gene Ontology annotation, molecular function: transmembrane transporter activity.